ACAGUGGACCACCGAUCUAUGUGACAUGGACUCGGACGGAGACGGUCGGAGUAACGGAGUGGAACUGGGUGACCCAGAGUGUGUGUGGAGCCAAGGAGAGACACCGGCCAGAACCACCGAUCUUAGCCACCCUGGUUUCGACGAAGCUACAGUAUCGUGCUAAGCACAGGGUCAAGAACCAAGCCUUCAUUUAGACAAGUACUUGCCAACCUGGGACAUAUUAUUGUCGUCCGCUAGUGAAUGAUUUGGGCAAUUUUUGUGGGCGGUGGGGUAGUCACAGACGUUAUUUAAUGGUCUACUGGGAAACACCCAUGUAGAUAAGUGGUACAUAAAUUCUAGUCUCUGAAAAGAACAAAAGUGGAUGCUUUGGACAAAAAGGUUGACAAGCACUAGCCUAUUCUAGAUGCACAGUUUUGAAUGCACUCAUACGUCGAAUGUCACCAUCACGGCACCGUAAACUCCGGUGCACUCAGCUGCCCUAUGACUUUGUUCCAAUCCCAUUGUCAUUUGAAAACAAUCGUUCGCUUGCUUUAUGCUCGCCAAACAUUCCAGUAUAUUUAGUCAGAUCCUUAUCUGUGUCACCGAAAUAAAAAUUAAAUGUAGAUUGUGCUGUAUCAUUCAGUAUAUUUUAUUCAGAUACUUUGAAUUGUGUCGUCGCAAUAAAAGACAGCAGAUGCUACAAAGGAUAGUAUUUCUA
This is a messenger RNA of Aplysia californica (California sea hare), 697 nucleotides long. Its product is annotated as temptin. Lineage: Eukaryota; Metazoa; Mollusca; Gastropoda; Aplysiida; Aplysiidae. The record is from RefSeq and is marked provisional.